Molecule: messenger RNA, 2881 nt
Organism: Microplitis demolitor
Lineage: Eukaryota; Metazoa; Arthropoda; Insecta; Hymenoptera; Braconidae
Product: glutamic acid-rich protein
Exons: 5
Coding region: 192-2744 (850 amino acids)
Source: RefSeq, a predicted model, not a curated record
UUAAAAUUUAAAUUGUAACCUAGAAAUUUGUAAACACGUGCGAUGUUUUGUUGUCAUUGGUCUUCGUUUAUUAAAUUAAAUAGUUUAUAUAAAUAUUUUUAUAUACAUACGUGUACUUAUUAAAAUAUAUAUUGAUUGUGUUUGUGUUCAGAUUAGUUAAUUUUAAUUUAUGAUUUUUAAAUUAUUUAAAAAUGGAUGGGAUUAUUAAUAAAGAGGCUGGAGAUAAAUUUAAAUUAAAAGAAAAACGCAAUCGUAAAGGAGGUUUUUUAUCACAAAAAUAUAUCUCUUCGGAUGAUUCUUCAUCAGAUAAUUCGCUGUGCGAUGAUAGCAGUAAGAAAAAAAAAAUAAAUAAUAAUAAUGAUAUUGAUUUUGUAGAAAAGAAGAUAAUUAAAAAUGAUGAUACUGAGACGGUAGAUUCGAUUGAUUCGAAUGUGAAGCAGAUGAAAGAAGUAAAAGAAGAAGUGGUAAAUGAUGACGCAUAUGGAGAAGUAGUUAAGAAGAUUAAGAAGAAAAAAACGAAAGAUAUUUCUGGUGAAAAUGAUUUAUUGGACAGUAAAAAGCUCGAAGAAGUAUCGAGUGCAGUUGAAAAUCAUCAGGAGUUUGAUGAAAAUCAGGUUAAGAAAAAGAAAAAGAAGAAAAAAAAUAAAGACAUUGAUGCUGUUGAAGAAAAUUUAAAUGCAGAGCUAGGGAAUGAAGGAGAUGAUCUUGAAAAUAAACUUUGCAUGGAUGGUGAAAGUAAAAAGAAGAAGAAGAAAAAACGCAAUGAAUUGUGUGAUAAUGAGGUAGAAAUACAAGGGAAGUAUGGAGAAGAAAUAUGUGAUAACGGAAGUAAAGUGGAGGCUGGAUCUUUAGAAAAAAAGAAAAAAAUGCAUGAAUUUAUUGAAACUGAUGGGACUCAACAAGAAGCGAUUGCUGAAGAAGCGGAUACUGAUAAAGUAAAGAAGAAAAAGAAGAAGAAACGAGAGCGUGAUGAUUUAGAAACUAGUAGUCUGGUUAAUGAACAGAAUCACUUAAAUGAUGGACAAAAUAUUGAUUCUAUUAUUGCGAGUUUAUCAGUAAAAGCAGAAGAUGAUAAAUCGCAGGAAUCAGCUGAUGCAGUUAAAGUUAAAAAGAAGAAGAAAUCUGCAGAACCAAGAGCUGCAGAUACUUUGGAAAAGAUGAAAGUCAGUAAAGAAGAAUCUGAUGUGACUCAACAAGAAUCAUUUGCUGUAGAAGUGGGCACUGAAGUGAAGAAGAAAAAGAAGAAGAAACGAAAGCGUGAUGUAGAUGAUUUGGAUACUGGUGGUUUGAUAAAUGAACAAAAUGACCCAGUUGAUGAAAAAAAUAAUGACUUUGCUGUUGCAAGUGUGUCAGUAAAAGCAGAAGAUGAUAACUUGCAUGCAUCAGCUGAUGCUGUGAAAAUUAAGAAGAAGAAAAAGAAAUCUAGGGAACCGAGGGAGAAAGAAUUGAUUGAAGAGCACAAAGUUAAGACUGAAGAUAGUCUAGAAAAAAUGAAAAUAGACAGAGAAGAGUUGACUGAACCUGCUAAUAAAAUAAAAAAGAAGAAACGUAAACAUCAUGAUGCUGAAAACGGCGAGCUGGUGAAUGAGCAAAGUGAUACUACAGCAGUACCAGUAAAAAAAAAGAAAAAGAAAUAUCAUAAUGAAUUGAAUGACAAGGAAUUGAAUGAAGAGCAGAAAGAUGAUGCUGCGGAUACUUGUUUGUUAGAAAAAAUAAAUUUGGGAAAAUUAGAAUCUACUGAAUCGGUAGAUAAAAUAGAAAAUAAAAAUUCCGAACCUGAAUCUGUUGAAAAUAAUUUAUUACAAGAAAAUAAUCCAGAGUCUGGGUCAAUUGAAAAUGGUUUGAGUGAAAAAAAUGUCGGAGGAAUUAAUAAUAAAAAUGAGGAAGAGUCUGAUUCUGAUGAUGGAAUGAUUUUGAAUAAAUCAAGUGAUAGCGAAGCUAGUAAUGAUGAAACAAAAAGUAGGAGUGAUAAUAAACCAAGCCAAAGUACGGAAAAGACACAACAAAGUAUAACGGAUUCUGAAAUUUCUGAUGAAGAAGAUGAUGAAGAUUAUGACGAAGAAGAAAUAGUGCCGCGCAAAAGAAGGCACAAAUCGAUAUUUGAAAAAAUUCCUGUUAUCGCUAAGAUGCUGACCGAAUCUGACGACGAAGAAGACGAACUUCAGAUGCAGCAAUUAAAUCUAACUGAAUCAAAAAAACUGGCAGAGCUUAGAAUAAAUUUGAUCCAUCAUGUCUUACCACAACAUAACAUAGAAAAAAAUGCAGGUACUCGUAGUCUUUCUAAAGAAGAAAAAAAAAGUUUCGAAAGUUACGCGCCACUGAAAACGGGAACGUUUACUCCAGAAGAAGACAAUAGAAUUUGUCAUAAUUGGAAGAGGUUCUGCAAGGUACACGACUGGAGAAAAGCUCUAGUACAUCCCUUUAUAUUCCGUAAACGUAAAGGAUUUUACUUUCUUUCAAAAUAUGAAGAACGAAGAAAAUUCGUUCAAUUUUUAGCCCAUGGUUUACCUAAUAGAUCUCUGUACAGUGUUUAUGGUAGAUUCAAAAACUUGUACAGUACUCACAAACAAUCAAGAUAUACUAAAGAAGAAGAUGCGAUUAUAUUAAAAAUAAUAAAUGAUCCAACAGUAAAACAUCCACAAAAAGUUUUAGCUAAAAGAUUAAAUAGAACUCCGCAGUCAGUAUGGCGGCGUAUUAAAUUACUGCAAAAGAAAAGCGAAUCAGAUAACAGUGACAAUGAAUGAAUAUUUUUUGAGUGUGAAUGUAGCUGUCCGAGCGAUUUUUUGAAUUUUUAAAUAAAUAAAUACAAUGUAAGUAGAAUAAAAAUUUAAAAAUUGUCUCAUAUCUGCUACAUUGACACUCAUAUAUUUAUAACAUAUAA